Messenger RNA from Cordyceps fumosorosea ARSEF 2679, 888 nucleotides. Its product is annotated as dihydrofolate reductase. The record is from RefSeq and is a predicted model, not a curated record. The transcript has a single exon. Bases 1 to 888 code for a protein of 295 amino acids. Gene Ontology annotation, cellular component: cytoplasm; nucleus. NCBI's taxonomy places the organism in Eukaryota, Fungi, Ascomycota, Sordariomycetes, Hypocreales, Cordycipitaceae.
AUGUCGUCAAACACCAACGGCGCUGCGGCGCCGCCCAAGCCGGGCCCGCCUGAGAAGAAAACAGUCAAGAUUCUCAUGAUUCACGGUUCGUGGCCCGCCUCCAUUCCCCCCCCCUCAUAUACUACCCAAAGUCCAUCCGCUCACCUCACCUUUCCAGGAUUCACCCAAAACGGCCCUUUAUUCCGCGCCAAGACGCGCGCCCUCGAAAAAGCCCUCGCCAAGUUCCUCGCGCCCGUCUCUCUCGUACCGCAGCUUCUCUACCCCACGGGCCCGAUCCGGCUCCGAGCCAUCGACAUGCCCUUCUACCAACCCCCCGCCGACGGGUCCUCCACCGAUGAGCCCGAGACGUGGGCGUGGUGGCGCCGCAACGACGCCACGGGGCGGUACCGCGGCAUCGAGCAGGGCAUGGCCACGCUGGCCGCGGUCAUCCGCGAGGCCGGCGGCGUCGACGGCGUCAUCGGCUUCAGCCAGGGUGGGUGCGCGGCCGGCGUCGUCGCCGCCGCCCUCGAGACCUCGCACCAGCCUUCCCCCGCUGCUGCUGCCACGGAGGGCGAGGGUCAUGCGGAAUGGGCCGAGGCGCUGCGCGCGGCCAACGGCGGGAGGCCGCUCAGGUUCGCGGUCAUCUACUCGGGGUUUCGCGCGGCCGACCCGGACCUCGGGUGGUUGUUUGAGCCGCGCAUCGCGACGCCGACGCUGCACGUCCUCGGUAGCCUCGACGCGUCGGUGGAUGAGGCGCGCAGCCGCACGCUGAUUGACGCGUGCGAGGAGCCGCUGGUCGUGACGCACCCGGGCGGCCACCACGUGCCGGUCGCCAAGGAGUGGGUGAUGCCCCUGGCAGGCUUCAUCAAGCAACACGUUCAUGAUAAGGAGCUCAAGGCGGAGCUGUAG